AUGUUGAAACUGAAUGAAGAAAAACUCCAGCAAUUUGCAUCCACAGUGAGUUCAAUCCAAGACAAGACAACACGAAGUGCAUUGAAUACACUCCUUUCGAUAUUGGAAGACAACAUUCCGACACUUUCACUCACACGUUCUGGAUCCUUCUUACCAACACUGAUACCAUAUAUAUUACACCCAUUCUCCGAAAAGAAACUAAUACCUCCAGAGUUAGACUUUUCUCCUGAAGAAAAAAUGGUUGAAGCGUCAGUCAAAAGUUUAAUGACGUGGAGUGAGAAACAACGGAUGAGUGUCAUAUUUGACUCGGACAUAUCUGGAUUGAAGGAUGACUCAUUUCUAGAGUCAUUGUAUAACCACUCAAGGCAGUACGUUGUUAUAGAGUCCAGUGAUGGGUGCGUUUUUGGUGGGUAUAUUCACCGUCGCGUCAGAGAGUUGAAUGUUGAUGUCGAAGACAAAAAGGCGUUUCUCUUUUCCUUUCAGCUUGACCACAAUUACACAAAUAUCAAAUACGAACUUCGUGAUGAAGAAAGUGAACGAGGCGUAUUGUGUGUAUCGCUUCGACAAUGA
Messenger RNA from Entamoeba invadens IP1, 570 nucleotides. RefSeq lists its product as hypothetical. The transcript has a single exon. Bases 1 to 570 code for a protein of 189 amino acids. Lineage: Eukaryota; Evosea; Mastigamoebida; Endamoebidae. The record is from RefSeq and is a predicted model, not a curated record.